AUGUGCAAAAGCUUAAUUUCCUCAUCAUCUCCUGCUGUCAAUCUCUCACUAAAAUAGUUCUGUCACUGCCACAAUUCUAAUGUAAUGCCCACUUGAAUACAUUCCAUUAACAACUACUUUCCCAUCAUUUAACUUCCAUUAAAAUACACUUCAAGAAAUAAAAAUCUUUAGUUUUUUUUUUAAAUUAUUUUCCACUCUCUAGCUUAAUUUUUUUUCAAGAUUAUGCAGUUUUGAUUCUUUGAAUCAAUGGGUUCAUCUACACUUCUUGAUUAUGCUCUGUUUCAACUCACCCCAACUCGAACCAGAUGUGAUCUGGUUCUGUUUUAUGGAGGAAAAACCGAGAAAUUGGCUACUGGUUUAUUUGAACCGUUCAUUUCGCAUCUGAAAUUUGCUCAAGAUCAGAUUUCUAAAGGUGGAUAUUCUAUCAAACUCUGCCCACCCAAUGGUUAUGCUCCUUGGUUCACUAAACCUACUUUUGAGAGAUUUGUGAGGUUUGUUAGCACACCAGCAGUGCUCGAGAGAUUUGUCAAUCUCGAAAAGGAAAUAUUGCAGAUUGAGAGUUCAACUCAAGCUAAUGAAUCCUCCAAGACAAAAGGGGAAGCCGAGGGUAGUGACAGUGCUCUGCAAGAAGGAAAUUCCAAGAUUCAACUCCAGCGGCUUCUUGAAACACGAAAAACUUUGCUCCGCAAGGAGCAAGCCAUGGCGUAUGCUCGUGGCCUUGUUGCAGGAUUUGAUAUGGAUAACAUAGAUGAUCUCAUUUCCUUUGCUGAUGAAUUUGGAGCUUCACGGUUAAGGGAAGCAUGUAUUAAUUUCAAGGAAUUGUGUAAAAAGAAGAGAGGGGACGGUCUGUGGAUGGAGGAAUUAGCAGCAAUGGAGGCAUGUCCGCCAGCAGAACUGUCAUUUUUGGGAACAUCAGGAAUAGUACUUAAUAACGCUGUUAGCACGCUGAAUCCAAAUAUCGCUCUAAAUUUUCACAAAGGUGGCUCAGCUGAUUUUGCAUCAAAUGGAUCUGUAGAUGCAUCGACAUCUGAUUCAACAGCGAGUCAUGCAAGUUCUGAUGGCAAAAAGGAUGACAACUCGGCGACAACCAAAAUGCAGGCUCCGAUGUCAUGGCCAAAUCAGAUGCCUCAAUAUAUGUACAAUUUCCCACCAUAUCAAGGAUAUCCAUACCCUCCUCCUCAUUACGCCAUGAACAUGCAGUGGCCUCCUGGUUUUAAUGAGUAUGGUCUGGUAAAGAAAGAGAAGUCUCCGAACAGAAAAGGUUCUGAACAUUCAGGAGAAGACGGACAAACUGAGUCCAGCAACUCUGAGGUUGAGAGUGGCUCAGAUUCGAAUACGCUGCAAGACAGGAGACGCUCUAAGGAUUCUUCACACCGAAAAAAGCAUAAGAAGAAAUCGUCUAAGACAGUGGUCAUCCGUAAUAUUAACUAUAUUACUCCUAAGAGAAGAAAUGGAGAAAAAGGAAAAGACUCUGAUGAAUCAUCUGAUGAGGAGGAUUUCGUUGAUGAAGAUUCCCUCAGGCAGCAGGUAGACGAUGUAAUAGGAUCACUGGAGCAAUCACACAAGUCAAACUCGAGUAGUCGUAAGAAAAAAGGUUCACGCAAAAGCAACGGGUCGAAUGAUGCGAUUCCAGCAGAGGGAGGAAAGGCGACCGAGAACUGGGAUGCUUUCCAGAACCUUCUGAUGAGAGAUGAGGAGUCCACUGUUAACGAAGUAGAAAAUUUAAAUCCAAUGGAUGCUCUCGGAGGCUCAGGAGAUGGAACUGCAUUAGCUAUUGUCCCUGUUCUGGAUCUAGAAUCAGAGACAGUACCAAAACAACGAAUGGUUGCAGGUGAUUCGUUUAUUGUAACUCAAAGGGACGGAGGAUCUGAGGAAAGAAAUAGGCUGGAAGGUAUUGAAAAUGCAGAGAGCAUUAGAUCAAUCGUGAAGAGAAGCGAUUACACAGACGGGGAUUUGGUAAUUCCACAAAGAAUGGAUGAUUUAGGAAGCGGACUCAGGGGCAUCUUAGAAACGGACUCACGCAUAAUCAAGCCAGGAAAAGGAGAAGAUUGGUUUGUUGUCAACCACGCAGAGCAGCCAGAAAACCAAAACUCAUCCGAUGACAUAAUUUUCAGCGGCGACAGUUUAAACGUUGAGAAAAACAGAAAAGAACUAUUCAUUGAUGAUUCUUUCAUGGUGCAUACUCGACCAGUUGAUGAUCUGUACGAGUCCCAGUGGAAAGUCGACAUUAGCAUGGAUGACGAUCUAAUUUUAUCUUCCCAGCUAGAAAGCAGCACUGUGAAAGAUAGCCAAGAACCACUGAGUUCCCAUGAACCGAGCGACCUCUGCAUGGUGCUUGAAAGGGAAUCUGGAUUUGAAUCUGCAAGAGACUCAUGGAAUACAGACCAUGGAAUCGACAUAUCAUUCAUGGAAAAUGAUCUAAGGAGCUCAACUAAUGGAAGUAAUACUAAUAGUAAUGCUGAUAAGAAGCUUACUGCAAAUUGUGACAGCAAUAUUGCCAAGAAAGAGGAAACUAAAGGAAAAAGAAUUCCGGGCAAAGACCUUCGGUCCAAAGUUUUGCCUCCGAACAACAAAACAGACAUGCUGUCUAAGAGUCGAAAGCCAUCUAUAACGAGUAGGCCCUUAAUUCCGAAGAGCAAGCAAGAGAAGGAAGAAGAGAUUCGGAAAAGGAUGGAAGAAGUAUCGCUUCAGCGCCAGAAAAGAAUUGCAGAAAGAACCGCAGCUGCUAGUUUGGCUCCCACAGCAACCAAAAGAAUCCCACCAGAGAGGAAACAAGACAAAAACAAAACUCUUUCCACUACCCAACAGACAAACAAGGUGAGUUCCAUCAAAAUCAGGGCAGCUUAAUAAUGAUAAAAACAUAAAAAAGAAAAAUAUCAGUGUGAGUGGUAAAUCAUUAGUUGAUGAUAUUUUUCUUGGCUCUUUUUGUCAUUUGAGCGGACGAGAAUACGUCAUCUAUCCAUCAAUAUGAUUUCGAGACUGAAAUCUCGAAGAUUGCUCAUAUAGUGCUACAAAUCUAUAUAAGAAGUUCAUAAUGUAUAGUUUUCAACCUUCAAAUUCUUUUGUAUGUAAUACUGGGACCAAAUAGGUACACUCUAAAGGAGUCAAGAAAAUAAAUAUCCUAAAGUUUAGCUUCUGUCCUAUAAACAGAGCUGAUAUGUAAUCUAAACAUUGUAGUAUAGUUUUAUUGUUGUUGUCA
Messenger RNA from Mercurialis annua (annual mercury), 3199 nucleotides. RefSeq names its product COP1-interacting protein 7. NCBI's taxonomy places the organism in Eukaryota, Viridiplantae, Streptophyta, Magnoliopsida, Malpighiales, Euphorbiaceae. Bases 247 to 2847 code for a protein of 866 amino acids. The record is from RefSeq and is a predicted model, not a curated record. The transcript has 8 exons.